AUGCGAGUACGCUGGCCUGGUUCCAGAUGGAACCACGACUUCCACGAACUGAAGCCUCUCCACGUGACGUGGCGGAUCAACGAGCAACAACGCGCCUCGUACCUCGACCAGCUCUCGACAUUCAGCGGGGUGCUACCGAGUACCUUCGUGCUGCCUUCCAGACUUUCAAUAUCACGUUAUGUGGCGGGCUUCGUCGAUGGGCUCAGCCACCACUUUCCCUUCAUCCAUAUGCCCACCUUUGGCAUCACCGCCAACCCGGACGCGCCCGAGCUCGUGCUCGCCCUCAUGGCCGUCGGCGCGCAGUACCGCUACGAGCGAAGAUCCGCAACAGCCCUCUACCACGCCGCGCGCGCCAUCAUCAGCGAGCGCAUCCGCCGCCGUAAGCUGCCGGACCCGCACGCCGCUUCCUUCCACGAAAGGCUCCCCCGCAUGCCGCCCAACCUCCCGGCAACCACCCGUGCCAUCCUGCUCCUGGCCAAGUUCGCCGCGUGGCAGGCUUCCCCCACGCUCAUCCGCGAAUCGCUCUCAUACCGUGCGCUGCUAGCCCACAGCGUCCGCCGCGCCGGCCUGUCCAAAUCCGAUGACGACGACAACAACGAAGGGCAGAUGGAUGAUAACGCCUGGCUCCGCUGGGCACGCGCCGAGACGGACCGUCGCACCAAGCUCUGCGUCUUCUGCUUCUUGAACCUGCAGGAGCUUGCGUUCGGUCUCGAGCAGCCAGUGCUGCUCGCUAACGAGAUUGGCGACAUCCGCCUCCCAUCUUCCUGCCGCGAGUGGCUCGCCGAAGGCCAGGCCGACUGGCUUCAGGCGCGAACGGCAGGGCCCGCGCCCGUCGGCUUCCGACACGCUCUCACAUGCGUGCUAGUGGGACCGCGACGCGACUCCGGCGAAGUAUCAGAAGCACUUGACGACGUGCCCGUCACCUCGCCCUUCGGCAACUUCAUCCUCGUGCACGCGUUACUACAACGCAUCUACCUCGCGCGACAGCUAGCCCUCCCCUCAACAACAUCUUCCCCACUGCGUCCCGCCGACGUCGACGAGCUGGACGCCGCCUUCGACCGGUGGCGGCUGGAGUGGCAGCGCGCGCCCGAAUCCGUCCUCGACGUGCGCCACUCCAAGGACUCGCUGGCCUUUGCGUCGACGGCGCUGUUUGGCCUCGCCCACGUGCGCCUCGUCUUCUCGCUGGGGCAGACGCCGCACGCCGCCGCCGCCGCCGUCUACGCCCGCUUCCAGGCGUGCGACGCGCAGGCCGUGGCGGAAGCGGCGCUGGCGGCCGCGCCGCCGCCGCGGAGGGGCCCGCACGUGCUGAAGGCGCUGCUGCAUGCGGUGCAUGCGCUGAAUAUUCCAGUGCAGUUGGGGGUGGACUAUUUGGCAAGGUGGUUGUUUGUGUUGGCGGAGGAGGAGGAAGAGGAGGAGCUAGGUCCGCGGCCGCUUUCGGAGAUGGAGAAAGAGAUCAGCUCGUGGAUUUCGAGGGUGGUGCAGGAAGCAGGAGACUCUUUGGAUGAGGAGGAGGCUGCGCUCGGCUUUGACAAGUGUGCAACGCAGGGAGAGCGCUUUCGCGUGCUUGGUGUCGCUGUUGUGAGGCUUUGGGCGCGGCAGUUUCGAACCUCUAACACGGCGUGGCCGAUGAUGAAGCUGGUCGGGGAAGCGCUGGAACGGCCCCUCUCAAGACCGUACGUCAGCCUCCUGCGGACUUGCUACUACUAG
Lasiodiplodia theobromae is the source of this 1707-nucleotide messenger RNA. RefSeq names its product Regulatory protein. Gene Ontology annotation, cellular component: chromatin. The transcript is spliced from 5 exons. The record is from RefSeq and is a predicted model, not a curated record. Bases 1 to 1707 code for a protein of 568 amino acids. Gene Ontology annotation, molecular function: zinc ion binding; DNA-binding transcription factor activity, RNA polymerase II-specific; RNA polymerase II cis-regulatory region sequence-specific DNA binding. Lineage: Eukaryota; Fungi; Ascomycota; Dothideomycetes; Botryosphaeriales; Botryosphaeriaceae. Gene Ontology annotation, biological process: DNA-templated transcription; regulation of transcription by RNA polymerase II.